GUGACGAGAAAGCGACGGUGGCUUUAUUACGCUGGGUCUGUCUGCUCCAUGACUUUAACUCUGCCAGAUAGCAUGCGGCUCCCAGCCUCCCCAUUGGCUGAGGCUGCCACCAAUCAGAGCACUGGCAUGUAAGGUGCCUUUAGGUUAUACCCAGCCCCAAAAAACAAGAAGCAGUGAGAGAGAGAAGGAGACGGAGAGCGAGCGAGCGAGCGGCAGGCGGACAGGCACUGGCUUGACACCGCUUCUCAGACAUUUCUGGUAUGGGCUGUCUCUCUGAAGGGGUCCCGCUGAGCACACUUAGCCUGCCGGGUUUCUGAUGCCGCUGCGAGGGUUUUUUGAAACAGCCGCGUCUUUCUGUGCGGACUGAGACCGCCUCGCACCGCCAGCACCUCUGCGUCCCGCACGCUUCUCUCCACGGACCUCGACCCCCCCGCCUCACCGGACUGCGACCCCCCCGCGUCGCCGGACCUCGACCCCCAGCGGUCACGCUGACCGCUCAUCCUCCUCUGAACCCGCACCUCCUCAGCUGGGGGGGGGGAGAGAGGGGGCACAGGAGCCAGCGGUGAGCGCUGAACCCCGGCAGAGCCUCAGCCCCACGUCCCCUCGGGCUGGUGGAUGUUCCGGAUAAAGGAGCGCACCGAACACACCUGGGACUCCCUCCUCCCGGGAGACAGAAGAGGACUCGGGACAGCAGGGCUCGGGACAGCAGGGCUGCCGACGGGACUCUGAAAGGCGAGGAAGAGGAAGCGAAGGUCACCGGAUGAUUUUGGGUAGCAUAAACCGGGCGGGGACGAUCCCCGCCUUCCUGCGGACGCCCGCCGUCCUCCAGCCGCACCUGGACAUGAAGCCCUUCCUGCAGUUCCCGCUGGAGUCGCCGCCGCCCCCCGCCGUCGGGCUCUUCCACAACUUCAGCGCGAUGGACCCGGUGCAGAAAGCCGUUAUUAACCACACGUUCGGCAUUCCGCUGGUCAAGCAGAAACGCCCGGUCAUCUCCUGCAACGUCUGCCAAAUCCGCUUCAACUCCCAGAGCCAGGCAGAGGCCCACUACAAGGGCAACCGCCAUGCCCGGAGGGUAAAGGGCAUCGAGACCUCCAAGACCCGCCCCCAAGAUGGCGACAAGCUCCCCCCAGCGCCCACGGCCUCUCCCUCUCCCGCGGGACCCCUGCCGGUGACCCCUGACCCUGACCCGGGCAAGCCAGAAGAUACCCCGCCCGUCCCGCUGAUGAACGGGAUCCCAUUGGCCACAGCCGCCUUCCCUGUCCCCGCCUCCUCGGCGCCCGACGUCCCCCUGCUCCCUGCCUCGCCCCUCGCUCCUCCCUCCACCUCCCUGCUGCCCGCCUCCUCUUCCUCAUCCCCCGCCCCCGGCCGCAGCACCCCCCACCCCGAUCAGCCGGCCCCGGGGGCCCUGGCCGCGCCCUCCCCGGCCCCCAGCCCGGCCGAGUCCGAGGAGGACAAGGCCAAGAAGCUGCUGUACUGCUCGCUGUGCAAAGUGGCCGUCAACUCCCUGUCCCAGCUGGAGGCCCACAACAAAGGUACCAAACACAAAACUAUUCUGGAGGCGAGGAGCGGACUGGGCCCCAUCAAGGCCUACCCCCGUCUGGGCCCCAAGCCCAGCCCGGAGCAGGGGGGGGCCCCGGGGGACCCCAACACUCAGGAACGCACCUUCCACUGUGAGAUCUGCAACGUUCGAGUCAACUCCGAGCUGCAGCUCAAACAGCACAUAUCCAGCCGAAGGCACAGAGACGGCGUCGCGGGGAAGCCCAACCCACUGCUGAGCCGGCACAAGAAGCGCAUGGACCUGGCGUCCACGCUAUCCUUCUCCAAGGACCUGCCGAAAGCGCUUGGGGCGGGGCUACUCCCCAGCCCCCUGGCUGUUGCCGCAGCGAUGGCUGCCGCAGCGUCCUCCAGCCCGCUGGCUCUCCGCUCGGCUGGCCCCGCCCAUCCGCACGCCCACCUGCUCCAGGGCCCGCCCCUCAGCCAUGCCCUCCUGAGGCCAGCCCCUGGGCCCAUCCGCACCACCCACGGGCCCAUCCUCUUCUCCCCCUACUGACGAAUUGCCCCCCCCCAACCCCCACCCCACUGCCCAAACCCCGUCCUCCCAGCCAAUCAGGAGCAGCGCUUCCCGAAAGCACACUGUGAAGACGCGGCAUGAUUGAUUGAUUGAUUAGCCAAUAAAAAUGAACGCACAGUGGAGAAAUGCAUUAAGGAAGAAGAACAGAAUGAAAAAGGAGAACCACGCCCCCCCCACCCCUCCCCCCACCUACCCUGAGCUGCCAAACUCUCCGGAACUUUCUGAGGGACUGACUGACAGCAGGAGCGUAGGGAGGCAGGGGUAGGUGCAAUAUAAGAUUCAGCUGGGCGCCCUGUACGUCUCUGUCAUCCUCCCUGAGAUCUUCACCGUAACAACGUAGCAGAAUAAAUGUAGACAUAUAUCUGAAUGAGACGUGUUCCCCUGUAGAGCCUGUGGCCACAUGCGCAGACUGCUGACCGCUCGGCAUUCUCUCACAGUGCAGUGCGUUUAGGCCGACGCCCUGUGGGCCCAUCUCCGCUUGAGCUCGCCCUUCCCCCCGUCCCACGCCGGUGGGAGACUGUCCUCGAUGUUAGCAAGGUAGCCGCUUCAAAGUCACAUGACAUCCCUGUGCCCUCCACCUAGCUUCGGUCUGUUUCUUAACGGUAGAACCGGUUAGCUUUACUGUGAACCUCCUGAUCCUGGUUGUGGACACGCAACUGACCAAUCAGUGUGAGACAAAAAAAAACAAAAAAAACAUUCUAAGUACCAGAUGAACAUUACUGUUGGUGAUUAGUCCGUAGCUAUAUAACCAUGCAGCCACACAUUUCCAUAAGCUGAAGGAGGUGUGUGCAUGUGUGUGCUAGGGGAGGGGUGGGGGUGAGGGGUGGGGUAAAUAACUGAAACCCUCCCUAAAUAAUAAGGGGGAGGGACAGAGGGCGGCGCUUUCAGGACGCGGAACAUAGAGACUCUCACUGUGUAUGGACAGAGGACUCCAGAGAGAGACCAAGAGAUUAUUGUGAGAUCGGCGUAAACUAUUUGAAAAAAACAAAAAGUCUGGAAUAAAUCUCCUUGCCUUGAAAUUAGAGACAGUGGACAGAAAGCUUGUCUCAGAUUAGCCCUUAGGAUCUUUGACAAACAAACAAAAAUUAAACUCUCAAGUUCUGGUAGUUACAGAAGAAACAGGCAAUCUAUAGAAGAAACAGGCAAUCAAUAAAGAGUACCGACAUGGCCUA
Anguilla anguilla (European eel) is the source of this 3243-nucleotide messenger RNA. RefSeq names its product zinc finger protein 385A-like. Gene Ontology annotation, molecular function: zinc ion binding; nucleic acid binding. The record is from RefSeq and is a predicted model, not a curated record. The transcript has 8 exons. Gene Ontology annotation, cellular component: nucleus. Bases 761 to 2050 code for a protein of 429 amino acids. Lineage: Eukaryota; Metazoa; Chordata; Actinopteri; Anguilliformes; Anguillidae.